Xyrauchen texanus (razorback sucker) is the source of this 896-nucleotide messenger RNA. RefSeq names its product collagen alpha-1(IX) chain-like. NCBI's taxonomy places the organism in Eukaryota, Metazoa, Chordata, Actinopteri, Cypriniformes, Catostomidae. The transcript has 6 exons. The coding region runs from base 102 to 896 and encodes 264 amino acids. The record is from RefSeq and is a predicted model, not a curated record.
GGCAGCUGUAGAUUGUGUUCCAAUAGUUGGUCUGGUGAGAACUGGGUGAGUUGUUCAAAUCAGACGCAUACUGGAUCGAACAUCUAUAGGAAUUAGCAAAAAUGAUCUGGAGGCAUGUUUGUCUUUACCUGUUGUGUAACAUGAUCAAACAUUGUUUCUCCACUGGUCUUCAUGCACACAUUUUGCCACUUUCCAGUAUGAGUGACCUACAAACUGAACAAACCAUGUGUCCUCAGACCAAAGAAGGGAAUGGCUUAUUUCCAGGAUUUUACAUUAUGACUCAGUUUAACAUUGCUGAGUUGGCAAGGAGAGGAACGGUAAAGAAAGUGCCUGGAACGACGUCUCAGCAUGUUGCUUAUAAGAUCGGCCCAGAGUUCAAUUUCAGGAUAAACACCAGAUCUGUGUUUCCCAUGGGACUUCCUGAGGAAUUUGCAUUUUCUGCAACAUAUCGGAUGAGUGGGAAUACCCCGAAUAUGAAUUGGAAUCUGUGGCAAAUGCAAGGCCUGAAUGGGAAUGAACAGCUUGCAGUGAGAAUCAACGGGGAGACCCUGUCUGUGGAGUUCGCUUACAGAACCCAUGAAAACAGAGUUAUGACUGCUUCCUUCCCUUAUCAAACACACCUCUUCAAUUCUGAGUGGCACACAAUUUCACUGGUUGUCAAAAAAGGCUCUGUGAGUCUGAUAUCAGACUGCACUGUAACAGAUUCACAGCAGCUGGCACCAAGAGGACAAGUUCAGCUAGAUGGAUUCACUCAUAUUGGGAAACUGAAGGACAGCUCUGCAAUAGCUUUGUCGUUUGAACUGCAGUCAAUGCUGAUCCAUUGUGACUUGACCAUACCACAGAGAGACAGAUGCGAUGACCUCCCUGCCAGGAGACAGGUGAGUUUAAAAGGCUGA